AUGUCUCUUCCUUUACAGGGGAAAAUGGCAGCCACUGGCCAGUCGUUAAUCCCAGCCCCGCUCACAGGGAUUCCCUUCCUAAAGGCCUCACAUUUUCAGAUAGGGUUUGACCAUAGACCACAGGGAAACGUUGUUGAAUCUCCUUUCCGCACGGAUUUCCCUCCCUUAUGGGGCAGUUACAAACCAGACCCAAUUCUGCUUCCAAACUCCAAGGGUGUUUUGAAUCAGGAUAUGGAUAAAGCCAGGGAAACCUGGUCAGAAACCCAGCUGGCAUUUCCAGUGAGAUCCCUGGAACCAAAGCCCAAAGUCUGUCCACCAGAAUCUCACCUCCAAAUGCAUGCAGAUUCCCAGACCAAAAUUUUCACCUCAACUGCAAGGGAGAGCUACCCUUGGCCAGACGUGACUCUGCAGGGACCAGCCUCCACCAGAGCUGAUUACAAUAAGGAGGAAGAUCAUUUUCCUUGUGGAGACAAAGACAAACUGAAGCUCCUGCCUUCUGUCUAUCGUUUUUCAUACCCAGCGUAUGAGAUAUUCAAGCCCAUUGCCAAAGCGCCAUGUGUGCAUCUGGGAGGAAUUCCCACAAUUAAAGGUGACAGAUGCUCCUACUAUGGCACUUCUUAUCAAGCACAGUUUGAGGGUGGCUGGAUCCCUCCUGUGAAGUCCUGUGGAAAGAGCAAGUCUUCCAUUGUGUUUGGAGACCCCAGGAGCAGUGUCAGCACCAGCGAGGAGAAACGUGCCUACGCUCUCCAGGACACAAGGAACCACAGAGUCUAUGACAAAGAAUGUGCUGCCUUCCAAAUACACAAGACAAACAUCAAGCCAGGGGAUGGUUGCACCAGAUUCUUUACUGUGACACUGGAGUCGUUCCCACGGCGGGAGCUAGCCCCCGUGAAAGUUACGUGUCUAAGCAAACAGACUUCAUCGAUCCCUAAAGGCGACGAAGACCUUGAGAGGAGUCGGGAGCGUGCGACCACCACCACUAACCGAUUCUUCCACACCCAGAUUGACCUGGGGGAACGUCCACCUCAGCCAGACGUGCCACCGUGGAGACAACAAAGCAAAGUGCCCCUGGGUGACAAACAUUUAAACGCCUGUUUCUUCAGCACGACGCAGCACUCGGACUAUCAGCCGCCACCCAAGAGCCAGAGGGAGACGUCCAGCAGCAAGAGCCACCUUGAGAGCCACGUGCCCUUUAAUUAUCCCACAGGUAAAGGCAUUGUCACGACCACACAGGCUAUGCUGGUCCUGCACAAACAGCGGAUGCUCCGGCCCUCAGAAGAGUCGCUGCAGCAGAUUAAAUACUCUCACCUAGUCCCGCCAUGGCAGGGGCAGCGCUUCUUUGGGACUGAGCAUCAAGAUGAGUUCACCCCCAAGUACAGCGGCCCUGUGACUAUCUGCGGGGGGAACUUCCAAGUGAGCAGCAUCCCCCUGGGCACCCUGAAGAAGUACAGCCCCCAGAGGCGCAUGGUCUUUGCAACAUGACGUGCUGCCUUCCUAUAGUGGCUCUCAAUGCCACCCUCCAGGGGCUGCCUACAAAUAAACACAGGUACCUGG
This is a messenger RNA of Malaclemys terrapin pileata, 1554 nucleotides long. It is a transcript of the gene SAXO5, whose product is annotated as testis expressed 45. The coding region runs from base 1 to 1482 and encodes 493 amino acids. The record is from RefSeq and is a predicted model, not a curated record. The transcript has 8 exons. Lineage: Eukaryota; Metazoa; Chordata; Testudines; Emydidae.